UUCAAGGAAGAAAUCUCUAAACAUUUCAAGUCCCACACUGAUCAACUUGUUUUGAUAUUUGCUGGAAAAAUUUUAAAAGAUCAAGAUACUUUGAUUCAGCAUGGGAUUCAUGAUGGACUCACUGUUCACCUGGUCAUCAAAAUGCAAAACAGAUCACAAGACCAUACAGGUCAACAAACACGCACCACUGGCAGUAUUGCUACCACAUCAAUAUCGAGCAGUAAUACCUCAACACCAACUUCGACUAUAAAUUCUUUUGCCUUGGGUGGCUUUGGAGGUUUGACAGGCCUGAACAGCCUGGGCUUAAAUGCAUCAAACGUUUUAGAGUUGCAAAGUCAGAUGCAACAACAGCUUAUGUCCAACCCAGAAAUGAUGGCUCAGAUAAUGGAAAAUCCAUUUGUUCAGAGCAUGCUUUCAAAUCCUGACCUGAUGAGACAGUUAAUUAUGGCUAACCCUCAAAUGCAGCAACUGGUACAGAGAAAUCCAGAAAUCAGUCACAUGCUGAAUAAUGCAGAAAUAAUGAGACAGACACUAGAACUUGCUAGAAACUCUGCAAUGAUGCAGGAAAUGAUGCGAAACCAAGACCAAGCCUUGAGUGACUUUGAAAGUAUACCAGGUGGCUACAAUGCCUUGCAAUGUAUGUACACGGAUAUUCAGGAGCCAAUGUUGAAUGCAGCUCAGGAACAG
Messenger RNA from Acanthisitta chloris (rifleman), 687 nucleotides. Its product is annotated as ubiquilin-1-like. Gene Ontology annotation, molecular function: polyubiquitin modification-dependent protein binding. Lineage: Eukaryota; Metazoa; Chordata; Aves; Passeriformes; Acanthisittidae. The annotation marks the transcript as partial. The record is from RefSeq and is a predicted model, not a curated record. Gene Ontology annotation, biological process: ubiquitin-dependent protein catabolic process. The transcript has 4 exons. Gene Ontology annotation, cellular component: cytosol.